AUGAAAGGUGAUACGGCAGCCGCAGAACUGGCCGAGGACAUCAACGCCAUUCUCGCCUUAUCCCUCCAAGCCUUCACUAUCCGCAUGAAGACGACCGACAGCUUCAAUGGAAAGUCCGUCGCCCAGUACCAGCCGGGCAAGAACUGGCUGGCUCAUCAUGAAGUCACUGACGCUGAGAGAGAGGUCCAGGAUCGGACCACGAGUCUUUGGGACAUGACCGCACGGCAGAUGAACAAGAACAAAGACGAACAAGACGGAAAGAGCGAGACUGGAAAACCUUUCAAAGACACCGUCACAGCACGGCUGUUUCUGGCGCACCCAAUGUGCCGUAAAUACCGGUACGGAGAAUUUGGCGAUGAGGACUUCGCCAUCACGCCGACAGACGCCGGACUCUCUGCCGAGAAGAUGGCAGAGCUCGCUGCCGAGAAGAUGGCAGAGCUCGCUGCCAAAUUCAACACAAGUGAGGCACAAGUGCUGAAGAGCACAGCAAAGACCAACCGCGCGUAUGUGCAGGAAUGCACCAAGAAAGCCUGGGUCUGCUCCUCCCGCAUGGUGGCAUUCGUCAAUGUUGUCAAGAGUCAUCGCAGGAACUUCAACGAGGGUGCAAUCUUGGUCUUUGCAGAGUUCUUGUCUGCGCUGGACGUUGCAGAGAAUGCACUCAAAGAGGCGUUCCAAGGACGAGAAGCUCUCCGAGUUGCCAGGUUUGAUGGAACGGUAGCAUUGAAGAAGUGCACGGAAAUUGUCAAGGACUUUGAAGAGGGCAAGUUCGAUAUCAUGUUCAUAACCAGCCGAAGCGGUGGUGUCGGACUGACCCUGAUCAAAGCAAAUGGGAUCGUACACCUUAUACCUACCUGUAACCCACGUCUGUGGGACCAAUGGUCUAACCGAUCUAUCCGCAUUGGGCAGACUCAAGACGUCCAGAUGUACCACGUGUACGCUGACAGCAGCAUCGAGCAGAGAAUAUUCCUGAAGCAACGCCAGAAAUCCCGCAAGGCUUCCAAAGUCGUCGACCCCGACGUGACUCUGCAGCGCGAAAUGGGAGGAAAUGCCUCGUGGGACUUUGAUCAGUUCAGAUAG
Molecule: messenger RNA, 1077 nt
Organism: Dothidotthia symphoricarpi CBS 119687
Lineage: Eukaryota; Fungi; Ascomycota; Dothideomycetes; Pleosporales; Dothidotthiaceae
Exons: 1
Coding region: 1-1077 (358 amino acids)
Source: RefSeq, a predicted model, not a curated record